Messenger RNA from Penicillium mononematosum, 729 nucleotides. RefSeq names its product type 1 glutamine amidotransferase. The record is from RefSeq and is a predicted model, not a curated record. Bases 1 to 729 code for a protein of 242 amino acids. Lineage: Eukaryota; Fungi; Ascomycota; Eurotiomycetes; Eurotiales; Aspergillaceae. The transcript has 3 exons. Gene Ontology annotation, cellular component: nucleus; cytosol.
AUGACACCCUCCAUUCGCAUUCAUGUCGCCAUUCUCGUGUGUGACACGCCUAUCCAGCCUGUCCUCGAUAAAUAUGGUGACUACUACGCAAUGUUCCAAGCCCUUUUGAGGCAGGGCUUCAAAGACUUGGAAAUAUCUGAGUCCAAAGACGUCAUAGUCGAAUUUAGUGAACAUCAGAUGGUGGACAAUAGCCGAUUUCCUGAUCUUGAGAACGUCGACGCCGUUCUUCUGACAGGAAGCAAACAUGACGCCUGGGCUGACGAUCAAUGGAUCCGUGAUCUCACAAGCAACGUUCGUGAGGUUGUUUUAACACACAAGAAGCCCGUGGUCGGGAUUUGCUUUGGGCAUCAGAUUCUUGCUCGGGCGCUGGGAGCUCGAGUUGGCAGAAACGAUGCUGGGUGGGAGGUUUCUGUCGAGAAGCUCACCCUGACUGACGCCGGGAAAGAGCUGUUUGGAAAGGAUACACUGGCAAUUGAUUGCACGAAUCUGGCUACAAGUCCAAAGUGUGAAGCUCAGGGUCUUUACUUGCCCAAGCGAGUGCUAUCGGUACAAGGGCACCCGGAAUACAAUGAAGGAAUCAUGUCAUUUCUGCUCGAAGCCAGACAUGAGAAUGGGUUGUUUGAUGAUGAAUUGUAUAAAGAUGGGUUGUCCCGAGUGGGCGAUUCCCAUGAUGGGUGGUUGAUAGCAAAGGUAAUUGCAAGAUUCAUAUUAGAUGCGAAGACCAAGUAG